CUCUGCUACAGCUCCACCCUCUAUACCACCGGCGGAAUGACCUCGUCCCAACCGAGCCCCAUCACCAUGCACGAUGAAGAAAGACCACCCCAAACCGCAUUCUCCAUCCUCGAACCACCUGCCUCCCUCUCCGCCAUCACCACACACACGACACACCUUCGCCGGCCGGAGCCCGAAGACACCUUCCCCGAUGGCGGGACCCGCUCCUGGCUCGUCAUCCUGGGCUCUUUCUGUCUCCUCAUGGCCAGCUACGGGAUGAUGAACUCCACCGGCAUGCUGCAGAGCUACUUUGCAACGCACCAGCUAGCCGGGUACUCGACCAGCGCGGUUGGCUGGAUCCCCGGGCUCUUCACGUUCUUCGGGCUGAGUCUCAGCGUGCAGAUUGGGCCCAUGUUCGACCGGUACGGACCGACGGGCAUCUUGGUCGCUGGGUCGUGCUGCUAUGUCACUGGGCUGCUGUUGCUCGCGGAGUGCCGGUUGUACUGGCACUUUAUGCUCACGCUGGGCGUGCUGAUGGGCUCGGGCGCGGCGCUGCUGAGUACCGCGGCGAUGGCGGCGGUGCCGCAGUGGUUUGAUCGGCGGGUUGGGCUGGCGAUGGGGACGGCGAUGGCGGGUGCCGGGCUGGGCGGGGUGACGUUCCCGUUGGUGCUGCGCGCGGCGUUGACGCGGGUUGGGUACCGCUGGGCGAUGCGGUUGCUGGCGUUGAUGGUGGCGGUCAUGUGUGGGGUGGGCAUUGGGUUAGUGCGGUCGCGGUUGCCGAGGGGCUUGAGCAGGUCCAGUAUCAAUUUGAGGGCCUUUCAGGACUCGCGGUUUACUUGGUUGACGCUGGGGACGUUUGGACUCGAGCUGGAGGUCUUUGCGGGCCUGGGUCUUUAUCCCACGUACGUCGUGAUGCAGGGUUUUAGCGUGUCAACGAGCGUGAUUCUUCUUUCGGUGCAGAAUGUGUUGAGUCUCGCUUUCCCCGGGCGCGCCUUCUCCACGCUCGGUCGCCUCAUGGCUGGGGCGAUCGCGGAUAGAUACGGGCGAAUCAACACGCAAGCCGGGCUCGUCUGCCUGGGUGCGCUCGCCAUCUUCGCCAUCUGGCUCCCCUUCGGUAACACGCUGCCGGGUCUGUACGUCUUUAGCUGCGUGUUCGGGCUGGCGUCCGGAUCCUUUUUGAGCCUGGCGCCGGCAUGCAUUGGGCAGAUCUCCAAGGCCAGUGAAGUCGGGGAGCUGGAAUGCGCCGACGCUGACUCUGUUAGUACCCUCGUUUGCAUUCCCAUUGGUGGUGAGAUGCUCGAGAAGGUGGGCAGCCGUGCCAUGGUUGCGUAUCUGGGGAGUGUCUUGAUUGUCUCGCUGGGCAUGUUCGUAAUGGCGCGGUGGGCGAGCCUGAGUUAUCGAUGGCGGUGGCAGGCCAUGAUCUAG
Messenger RNA from Penicillium canariense, 1404 nucleotides. RefSeq names its product MFS general substrate transporter. The annotation marks the transcript as partial. Gene Ontology annotation, cellular component: fungal-type vacuole membrane. The record is from RefSeq and is a predicted model, not a curated record. Lineage: Eukaryota; Fungi; Ascomycota; Eurotiomycetes; Eurotiales; Aspergillaceae. The transcript has 4 exons. Gene Ontology annotation, molecular function: transmembrane transporter activity. Gene Ontology annotation, biological process: transmembrane transport.